CCACGCAUUGCUUUCCAUUGAAGCUUUAGUUUUGGUCCCAUGGCAGGAGGUUUUUGGCUUGUUUUUGUGGUUGGAGCUUUUGGUCUAAUCUUGAACCAUUUCUUGCCCUUGUUCUUCGUCAGGCUUGGUUCUGUCCCUAAAGGGUCCUUUGGGUGGCCUUUACUUGGAGAAACACUAGGUUUCUUGAAGCCUCACACUUCUAAUUCUCUUGGAGCUUUUCUUCAAGACCAUUGUUCUAGGUAUGGAAAAGUGUUCAAAUCGCAUUUGUUCUUGUCUCCUACAGUGGUUUCAUUGGAUGAGGAGCUGAACUAUUUCAUACUUCAAAAUGAAGGAAAAUUGUUUGAAUGCAGUUAUCCAAAACCCAUCCAUGGAAUUCUUGGCAAGGCCUCCAUGUUGGUAACUGUGGGUGAUACUCACAAGAAGCUCAGAAAUGUGGCUCUCUCUUUGGUCUCCAUCACCAAAUCCAAGCCUGAUUUUCUCACUGACAUUGAGUCAAUAGCCAUUUGUAUUCUUCACACUUGGAAAGAUAAACAACAGGUGAUCUUCUCUGAGGAGGCCAGAAAGUUCACAUUCAAUGUAAUAAUAAAGCAGGUUCUAGGUUUAACCCCAAAGGAUCCACAGACAUCAGCAAUUCUUCAAGAUUUUCUCACUUUCAUGAGAGGCCUAAUAUCUCUCCCUCUGUAUAUUCCUGGAACUCCAUAUGCAAGAGCAGUUCAGGCUAGAAGUAGAAUAUCUUCUAUGGUGAAAGCAAUUAUAGAAGAAAGAAGAAGAUAUGCAGGGAAUUGUAGAAAAAGGAGUGAUUUCCUUGAGAUACUUCAAGGUGUGGAUACCUUAUCUGAUGAUGAAAAAGUGAGUUUCAUUUUGGAUUCUCUUUUGGGUGGAUAUGAGACUACCUCUCUUUUGAUGUCCUUGGUGGUUUCUUUUCUAUCUCACUCACCCUCUGCAUUGCAAACCUUGAAGGCAGAGCAUCAAAGCAUUAGAAAUAUGAAGCAGAAAGAUGAAUAUUUGAACUGGGAAGACUACAAGAAAAUGGAAUUUACCCAAAAUGUCAUUAACGAAGCUCUUAGAUAUGGAAAUAUAGUAAAAUUUGUGCACCGAAGGGCUCUUAAAGAUGUCAAAUUUAGAGAACACCUCAUUCCAUCUGGGUGGAAGGUCCUACCAAUAUUUAGUGCAGUUCAUUUAGACCCUUCUCUCCAUGCAAGUGCUCUUCAGUUUCAUCCAAGGAGAUGGGAGAGCCAAGAUCAAAUGUGCAAGAGAUUUACUCCCUUUGGUGGAGGGUCUAGAUGCUGUCCAGGAUCUGAACUUGCUAAGCUUGAAGUUUCAUUCUUCCUCCAUCACCUUGUACAAAAUUUCAGGUGGACAACUGAAGAUGAUGACCAACCCACAGCUUAUCCAUAUGUAGAAUUUACAAGAGGGCUGGUUCUGUACCUAGAACCUUGCUCAUAGUUUGUUACAAUAAUAAGUUCUCUUUUUAAGCCACUGAAGUGUGUGGUGAAGAUGAUGAUGCAUACAAAUGAUGAUUCAUUAGAGGCCGAACAUGAAAGAAACAUCCUAUCCUAUAUAAACUGAUCACUAAUUACAUCAAUUACUUUGAUAUAGGCUUUCCCCUAACGUAAAAUCUUUGGAGCGUUAAUCUCUAAUUAUCUAUGUACCCGUUAAUCUCUAAUUAUCUAUGUACCUCAAGUAUGCUAAAGUAAUCUUUACAUAGCAAUUAAUCAUGCUCUCUCUCUCUCUCUCACACACACACACACACACAAGUCUCCCAUUUGAUUUCAAUUCUUAGAUGAUAUGUAUACAUAUAAUAAAUAAAAAAAUCCUAGAGAUCUUAUUUAGCUAUUUUAUUAUAUGUAUACAUCUCGUGUACUACCAAGAGUCUCUUGGCAAUCUCUGUGUGUCCGUGUGGGCAAGUAGAAUAAAGAGCGCCACAAAAACCCACAAAAAAGGUCCUUUAGACUAGGGUUUUACUUUUUAUCUCCAACUGUUGAAUUUCCAGCUUCCAAAAAAUGCUAGAAGAGGCAUAAUAAUGUAUAAAUCCAUAUAAACCACCAUCAGAAACUUCCAUGUAGUCCUUACACCUGCAGCCUG
Molecule: messenger RNA, 2085 nt
Organism: Ziziphus jujuba (common jujube)
Lineage: Eukaryota; Viridiplantae; Streptophyta; Magnoliopsida; Rosales; Rhamnaceae
Product: cytochrome P450 724B1-like
Exons: 9
Coding region: 40-1446 (468 amino acids)
Biological process (GO): sterol metabolic process
Molecular function (GO): oxidoreductase activity, acting on paired donors, with incorporation or reduction of molecular oxygen; heme binding; iron ion binding
Source: RefSeq, a predicted model, not a curated record